Messenger RNA from Phodopus roborovskii (desert hamster), 434 nucleotides. It is a transcript of the gene Ccdc179, whose product is annotated as coiled-coil domain containing 179. Lineage: Eukaryota; Metazoa; Chordata; Mammalia; Rodentia; Cricetidae. The transcript has 4 exons. The coding region runs from base 63 to 434 and encodes 123 amino acids. The record is from RefSeq and is a predicted model, not a curated record.
AGGGACACGACUGGCCCCAUCUUUAGGCAGUAGGUGCCUAGGGCACUCUACAGCUCUGCAGCAUGUGCCUGCAGCGUAUUAGGGAUGAGGAGCCUGCCCAAGUCUACCCAGAAGGACCGCGAAGGCACCACCCUUCAGAUGUUUCUUCCAGGCAGUCUAUGGAUAAACGUAUCCACUACAUGCAGAACCUAAGGAAAGAAAAGAGGAAAUUGGAAAAAAAGUUUGCAAAGCCUGCCCCCAUUCCAGAUCCAGGACUCCUGGCAGCCAGGGCAGCUGACAGCACACUGAACCGCGGGUGUCAGGGCCUCAGAGGACAACCCAACCGCCUUUCGCACCGGCACCUGCCCACACCUAACUACGCAUGUGCAGCGCUCCUGGGCGCCGCUCAGCCGCAGAGGGAGAGGGAUCAGCCCCGCCUCCAGGGCGUGGGGUGA